AACGAUACGAUUUCUAUUUUCUGCCCGGUCUUUUUAGCUACAUAGAAAGUAAUGCUGAUAAAAAGUCUAAAGCACAGUUUAUGUGUGAGGCGUGCUGCUGGUGGCCUCAAUUGGAUGCCGCGCCCAAACAGGCACAUUAAUUCUCCACGAGUAGUCUGGGCAUAUUCACAGUAUAUUUAAUAUGUUCAGGAAGCCAGAUUGCUUAUUUAAGGUAUUUCUCUGGGCUGUUCUGACCACCAAACAUGCAUCAGAGAGACUACAUUUCCCAUACCAAAAGAGUGGCAACUCUAAUGAGCCCUGUCACCACUAUGAGCCCACCUGCUGGAGUCUGGCACGUCCACCACUGCGCACCGCUCUUCUUCCCCUCCCCGCACCUGCCUGCCCGCUGUCCCGCGUGCGGCAAGCCGCUGCCAACCUCCCCACCCAGGGAGGUGCCCUCGCCGUUCCGGCGCGCCGCCGACCAGCCCCGCUCCGUCCUCAUCCGCCCUACGGAGGGCGACUUCCUCCUGAACUACACCGGCGGCGGCGACCUGCACGCGGGCGUCACCGACUCGGGCGGCGGCGUGGUCGCCUUCGACCGCGCCGGCCUCCGCCGCGUCCCGACCGCUGACUGGCCCCAGUGCAUCGUCAUUCCCCUGCCCGCCUCUGACGCCCCGGCAGAAGCGGCCGCCGCGCGGUGGGACCACGCCCUGGACCGCCUGCUCACCGCCGAUGCUGGUCGGCCUCUGACUACUGACGAGGCCGACCGCAACUGCUUCUCGUUCGUGCUGGCGUUUCUGGCGGCGCUGGGUCUGCCCGGCGUGGCGGCGGGGGGCCUGACGCGGGAGGCGUUCGCCAGGGAGCACGUGGUGCCCGUGUCGGGACGCGCCGCGAAGUACCUGACGCUGUACCGGCGGGUGCGCAGGCUCGGUUGGUACGCGAUCGGGGAGGAAGGGCGGUCGCGGGUGCAGGGUGCGGUGUCGGGAGGAGAGGAUGGAAGAUGAGGACCGGGAGGAGAGUAGGAGCGAUGGAACUCUAGGCGAGGACGCGACGUGGACUGCAAUAAAGAUGUGCGGCUUCGUGGGAGACUGAGGAUUGCAGAAGAUCGUGCUGUGUGGAGGCUACCCAUGGUAUAUGUGUGCUGUGUGGAGGCUACCAGUGGUAUAUGUGUGCUGUGUGGAGGCUGCCGUUGGUAUCUGCAUGCUGUAUGGAGGCUACCAGUGGUAUCUGUGUACUGUGUGGAGGCUACCGUUGGUAUCUGUGUGCUGUGUGGAGGCUGCCGUUGGUAUCUGUGUGCUGUGUGGAGGCUACCGUUGGUAUCUGUGUGCUGUGUGGAGGCUACCGUUGGUAUCUGUGUGCUGUGUGGAGGCUACCGUUGGUAUCUGUGUGCUGUGUGGAGGCUACCGGUGGUAUCUGUGUGCUGUGUGGAGGCUACCAGUGGUAUCUGUGUGCUGUGCAGAGGCUACCGUUGGUAUCCGUGUGCUGUGUGGAGGCUACCAGUGGUAUCUCUGUGCUAUGUGGAGACUACCGUUGGUAUCUGUGUUCCGUGUGGAGACUACUGGUGUAUCUAGGAGCGAUAAUGUGAUGACCUGAAAGGGCUGCAUGCCAUGUGAGCACGCUAGGGAGUGUGCCGGAAGUACAGAGGCACAAGGAACAUGGUAAAGGGUGCGCUUUCCUAUGCGAUCAAUGGGAAAUGGGCGACUGCAUUGGUUUUAACCUGGCUGGUAGUGCUCGCCCGUGCCUGUAUGCGGGAAGUCGGAAGAUCCGGUAUCGCCACUGGUCACGUAUUUCGUCGUCCUCCGUGAGGAUGACAGUGAGACACUACGACGUGGAGCGCACGGGGGUGCCAACGCGCUGCUAAAGCGUCACAAUUGUUAAUUGAGUAUUUUUAUGUUGUUUUAACUUAAGACCAAUUAUGCCGUCGACAGUUUAUGAAAGCAAGCGUUAUUGAGAUGUCUGUAGUUCUUUACAAGAGUUAAGUUUUCAGGGGAACUUGGUAGGUAUGUUGAGGUAUGUAUGUAUCACUAUCUGUACAAGCACGUUGUUUGGAAUCCAUUGUUAUGUGUUACGGAUUCCUUUUUACCGAACAAAUUGCAACAGUAGAUCUUUAUAAUAUAUAUGGCCUGUAAUACAUUCCACCAAAAAUAAUUUUCUUUGUUAGUAUCUGCAAGCAUUCGGCCAUGGUGGACGUGCGGGAUGACUCCAGAACAAUGCAUGCGGUUUUCG
Pollicipes pollicipes is the source of this 2205-nucleotide messenger RNA. Its product is annotated as MKRN2 opposite strand protein. The record is from RefSeq and is a predicted model, not a curated record. NCBI's taxonomy places the organism in Eukaryota, Metazoa, Arthropoda, Thecostraca, Pollicipedomorpha, Pollicipedidae.